AACUUUCCCAAAGUAAACUUACACUACAGAACCGCGACAGCACAGGUACCUUUCUUAUACAGCCUCGAAUUCCAAAGCAAACAACCCACCACAUACAACACAACACCCCACAAGAUUUACAGCAUCACCAUGUCAUCAGAAUCGCCCCUCGUCGUCCUCCCGGGCGAGACCAUCGACCCUUCCCUCAUCCCCACCCACAAGAAGAACCCUCUCCGUCUCGGCCCCGGGUUGCGACACAUCCCUCCUAGCGAAAUCGUCCCCACGGUAGCCGGCCAGCUAGUAGUCGACCAUCGCAAAACUUCCAUGUGGAUAGAAUACAAUGGCGGACGCUACAUACCCUCCCAAGGCGACCUCAUCAUCGGGCAAAUCGCCCGCUCCGCCACCGACUUCUACUACGUCUCCCUCUCGCCCUAUACCCCCAACGCCACCCUCCCGCACCUCGCCUUCGAGUCAGCCACCAAGAAAACCCGUCCCCAACUGGCGUCGGGCGAGCUCGUCUACGCCCGUGUGUCUCUGGCCAACCGGCACAUGGACCCCGAGCUGGAAUGCGUCAACUCUUCGACCGGCAAAGCGGACGGGCUGGGCCCCUUGAAGGACGGCAUGGUGUUUGAUGUCAGUCUUGGGUUUGCGAGGAGGUUGUUGAUGGCGAAAAGUAGGGAGGAGGGCAAAGUGGAGGUUCUUGAGGCGCUGGGCGAGGAAGGGUUGGCGUUUGAGACGGCGGUGGGGAGGAACGGGAAGGUGUGGGUGGGUAGUGAGAGUGUCAAGACGGCGGUGAUGGUGGGCAGGGCGUUGAGGGAGACGGAUGAGAAGGGACUGGGGGUGGAGGCGCAGAGGAAGUUGGUGAAGAAGCUGGUUAGGGAGAUGCGUUGAGGAUUCAAAGGUAAAAUGGGUUAAAGGGAACAAUGAUUGUGAUGGGAAGAAGGAAGAGCAUGGCCAGCAGCGGCUGGGUGACUGGCCUGGGAACGCUGCGAAGACACUUUUUCGCAAGAGGCAGGAGGUGGAAAAUCUCUGAUGCCAAGACUCUGCGAGAGUGGCAUGGCCGAAUCUCUCUUCCUGCCAGAAGUGAUUUUCUGCCAUCAGCAAAAGCGGGUUUGAGUCCAGAGAAUCCCCCUCCAGCAAAGUUUGAUACCCCCGAAGAAGCGAUGAACCCCCGUGAGCCGUAUAGAUUCACAGGCUACGAGCCAAGGGUUUUAAUGGAUCGCAGAGUGGCAUUCACGAGUGAAGAAAGGAAGUUCAAGAGAUACAGAUCUUCAGUUGAGAAGACCAAAGUCCAUGGUUGUAUGGGUUAUAGAUGAUGCCCAAUGGCUUUUCGUAACGUAUUAAAGACAAAACGCUGAAGCCACACGCUCCAUAUAGAUGCAUUAUAUACUAUGAAUGGCGUUUCUCGCUUUCCACAAUGAAAAGAAAAAGAC
Neurospora crassa OR74A is the source of this 1412-nucleotide messenger RNA. RefSeq names its product exosome complex exonuclease RRP40. The transcript is spliced from 2 exons. Lineage: Eukaryota; Fungi; Ascomycota; Sordariomycetes; Sordariales; Sordariaceae. Gene Ontology annotation, molecular function: RNA binding. The record is from RefSeq and is a predicted model, not a curated record. Gene Ontology annotation, biological process: CUT catabolic process; exonucleolytic trimming to generate mature 3'-end of 5.8S rRNA from tricistronic rRNA transcript (SSU-rRNA, 5.8S rRNA, LSU-rRNA); nuclear polyadenylation-dependent rRNA catabolic process. Gene Ontology annotation, cellular component: cytoplasmic exosome (RNase complex); nuclear exosome (RNase complex). The coding region runs from base 130 to 870 and encodes 246 amino acids.